Aphidius gifuensis is the source of this 5963-nucleotide messenger RNA. RefSeq names its product aminopeptidase N-like. NCBI's taxonomy places the organism in Eukaryota, Metazoa, Arthropoda, Insecta, Hymenoptera, Braconidae. Gene Ontology annotation, molecular function: peptide binding; metalloaminopeptidase activity; zinc ion binding. Bases 348 to 5861 code for a protein of 1837 amino acids. The transcript has 22 exons. The record is from RefSeq and is a predicted model, not a curated record. Gene Ontology annotation, cellular component: cytoplasm. Gene Ontology annotation, biological process: proteolysis; peptide catabolic process.
AAACAGAUUUCGACAAGUCAAAGCGUCAUUGUGAUGAUAGCCAGAAUUUUGAUUGAUAAGAUUAGUAUUUAAUCUUUCGGUAUUUUAUUUGCUGAUAGCCAUAGACCUGUAAGCUUUAUAAGAUCGAAUAGACUUGGUGAUAGGCUUGAUGGUUACCAACUGCUCGACUGUGAACAGUGAUAUUAUAUAGAUUUUUUUUUUUUCUCAGGUAAAUUAUAAUAAUCUUGAUACGUUAAAUAAAAAAGCAUGUGUUUUACUAACAAAAGUUAAUGGUUGUUUCAGUUUAAAAAAAAAAAAACGAAUUUCAAUUCAAUUGAAUAAAUAAUACCAAGUUUUAGCCAGGCAAAAUGGCAAUGCGCUGGGCAAUAUUGUUGUUUUUGUUUGUGGCUCUUGUGAAAGCUAGUCCACCUCGGAAUGAAAAAAAAGAUACAUUUAAAAAAAUUCUAGACGAUACAAAGUAUAGACUACCCGAUGUUAAAAAUAUUGAAAUAAUUUCCUAUAAUUUGAAAUUCAGUCCAAAUUUUGAAGACUUUACUUUCGACGGUGAUGUGGAUAUUGAUUUUAUAGUCAAGGCUGAUUUACCAACCAUAACUCUGCAUUCGAAGAAUUUGAAUGUCACAGAAAAACCAUAUAUACAGUGGCCAAGUUCAGAUGGUUCCUCUUCUCUAAAUCAAGUGGGAACACAUACCUUUGACACAAAGAGAGACUUUUUGAUAAUUGCAUUUCCUAAACCAGUAGUAAGCAGCAAGACCCCUUAUAAAUUAUCAUUAAAGUUUCGUGGUGAACUCAAUGAUGGAUUAAGAGGUUUCUAUCGUUCACAAUAUACAAACAGUGAUGGAAAAAAAAUAUGGCUUGCUGCAACUCAUUUUGAACCAGUUGGUGCUCGUCAAGCAUUUCCAUGUUUUGAUGAACCAGCACUAAAAGCAAAAUUCACAAUUCAAAUUAAACACAGAGCAAAUUAUGAAGCUAUCUCAAAUAUGCAUUACAUUCAUAGAGAUGUUAUCGAAAAGACAAAAGAUGUAUUAACAACAUUUGCUGAAACUCCAGCAAUGUCAACGUAUUUAGUUGCAUUUGUUGUAUCAGAUUUUGAUUAUUUAGAAAAUGAAGAACUAACAUUUAAAAUAUGGGCAAGAAAAAAUGUCAUUAAAAAUGGAAAAUAUGCUCUUGAUAUUGGGCAGCAUGCUUUGAAAGCACUUGAAAAUUAUACUGGUAUUACAAUGAAUCAAAUGGGUUUUGAAAAAAUGGAAAAUAUUGCUAUUCCACAAUUUGCUGCUGGUGCAAUGGAAAAUUGGGGUCUAGUAACAUACAAAGAAAAUGCUUUGCUUGUUGAAACAAAUAAAACAGAACCUAGAGCCAAAGAGAGUGUUGCCACUGUAAUUGCACAUGAAUUUGCUCAUCAAUGGUUUGGCAAUUUAGUAAGCCCAAAAUGGUGGACAUACGUUUGGCUAAAUGAAGGAUUUGCAAAUUACUUCCAAUAUAUAAUAACACACGAAACUGAACCAUCUUGGAGAAUUAAGGAUCUAGAAUUAAUUGAAAGUCUACAACAAACUGCUUUCGUUUCAGAUAGUGAUGUUGAAGCCGUACCAAUGAAUUAUCAAGUUGAAAGUCCAACAGAAAUAAGCAAUAAAUUUGACAGUAUUUCUUAUUCAAAAGCUGGAUCGGUCAUUCGUAUGAUUGCAAAUAUUCUUGGUGAGAAGAAAUUUCAAGAUGCAUUGAAGGCAUACCUCACAGAAAUGAAAGGAAAAUCAGCAGAAUCUAGUGAUCUUUUUAAACAAUUUGAAAAUGUAUACGAAAGUAAUAAAUUUACACAGAAAAAUUUUGGAGAAGCACUUGUUAAUUGGGCUGAGACUCCAGGCUUUCCAGUUAUAAAUGUUGAAAGAGAUUAUGUUAAAAAUAUAUCAGUUGUAACACAAGAAAGAUUUUUAUUAGUAGAUAAAAAAGAUAACAGCGACAAAUAUUAUGUGGCACUCAAUAUGGCACAAUCACCAGGCGAUUUUAAUUGGACAAAAAUAACACACUGGUUAAAACCAGAUGAACAGAAUAUAACUAUUCCAAUUGAGAAUAAUGAUGCUUGGGUAAUCUUCAACAAACAUCAAUAUGGUUAUUACCGUGUUAAUUAUGACGAAAAAAAUUGGCAAUUAAUUAUCAAAACAUUGAAAAGUAAAAAUUACACAAAUAUUCAUGUUUUGAAUCGUGCUCAACUUGUUGAUGAUUCAUUGAAUCUAGCCAGAGUUGGUAAACUUGAUUAUCAAAUUGUAUUUGAUUUGAUAUCAUAUAUUAAACAUGAAGAAGAUUAUGUUCCUUGGUAUCCAGCAUUCGUUGGAUUUGAAUUUUUAAAUAAAAUGUUAUCAUCUUCUGAAUUUUACAAAGGCUAUCAAAAAUACGUGUUGAAUCUUCUUGCUGAUGUUGAACAAAAAUUAAAAUACGAUUCAACUGAUAAAGAUGAUCAUUUGACAAAUUACUGGAGAGUUCUUACACAAUCAUUGGCCUGUAAACUUGGAUCAAAACCUUGCAGAGAUGAUGCAUCUGCAAAAUUAGAUAAAUGGCUAGCUGAUCCAUCAUCAAUAACAGCUGAUCAAAAAACAGUAGUUCUCUGUGCUGGCAUACGCAGUGUAAAUCACGAUAAAUGGCAUAAACUAUUCGAUAAAUAUAUUGAAAGCCAUGAUAAUGAUCUGCUAGGAGCUCUUGGAUGUUCUUCAAACAAAGAAAUUCUUAAUCAUUAUUUACACAGUGCUGCAAACAAAUCAAUUGAUUUAAAAAAUCGUGAACUUGUUUUUUCAGCUAUUUAUUCAGGUAGUCCAGAGGGUCUUGAUGUAGCUCUUACUUUUCUUACCGAUAAAAAUCUCAUUGUUAACAACAUAACAACUGACACUGCAACUUUGAAAAGUUAUUUUAUAAGUGUUGGAGAUUAUAUAACUACCAAAGAACAUCAGAAUAAGUUGGAAGAAUUUGCCAGGCAUAUUGAAGCAAAUCUCCGUGAUUUUUCUAAAGAAGUAACACAAGCUGUACACGAAAGUAUAUUAAAAGCCAAAGCCAAUAUUAAAUGGAUUAGAAAAACUGAACCGACAAUUAGUAAAGUAUUUGAGGAAAAAGAAAAUAAAGAUUCAACAUCAGAUAAAAAUAAUAGUACAAUAUUUACAGCGUCAACAAUUUUAUUAUCUCAGUUGAAUAGUUGUACUGAAAAUAGAAAUUAUGCACAUUUAUUAGUAAAACCAAGCUUUCGUUUACCUGACAAUAUAAUUCCAAAAUAUUACAAAAUUCAAUUAGAGCCACAUGUUGAUGAUGCUACUUUUACAUUCAAUGGAACAAGUGUUAUUGAAUUUAGUGUUGUUGAACCAACAAAAGAUAUUGUCUUUCAUUCUUCAUAUUACAUAACAAUUGAUAAAAGUUAUACAGAGCUCAUUGGAAAUAAGACAAGUAAAUUCAAGCCAAUUAUACAAAGAUGGAGUUAUUUUUAUGAAUUUUUUUUCAUACGUUUUAAUUUUACACUUGACACUGGAAAUUAUUCACUUGGUUUAAAAUGGUUUGGUCAUGAUGCUAAACAUGAUGGAUUUUUUCGUCGUUCAACUCCAAAAACAAAUGGAAAUGAAUCAUCAAUUAUUGUUGCAACUCAUUUUCAAGAUUCUUCAGCACGAAAAGUUUUUCCAUGCUGGGACGAGCCUGGUUAUCGAACGCCAUUUGAAAUUUCAAUAAAACAUUUUUCAAAUUAUACUGCAUUAUCAAAUAUGCCAAUUAAAAAUCAAUUUGAAAGUGAUGAUAAAAAAUUAUGGACAAAUUUUGAAACAACACCAGCAAUGUCAACUUAUUUAGUAACUUUUAUAUUGUCAAAUUAUUAUCAUUAUGCAGGUGACAAUAAUAUAACAUUUUGGGCACCAAAAAAUAAUAUGGAACAAAUAUUUCAUGCAUUCAAUGUCAGUCAAUAUAUUUUACCAGCAUUAGAAAAAUAUACUGGUAUUAAAUAUGCUCUCCCAAAAUUAGAUCAGAUCACAGUACCAUUUUUUCCAGCAGGUGGAACUGAGCAUUAUGGAAUGAUAAGCUAUGGACCAAUAUCAUACAAUAUAAAAGAAUGUGACAGAGUAAUCCAAGAUCAAGUUACUCUUCUUGUUGCCCACGAAAUAGCUCAUCAAUGGUUUGGUAAUUUGGUAACACCAAAGUGGUGGAAUAACUUAUGGUUGAGUGAAGCAUUUGCAGUUUAUUUUUCCUAUAAAAUAUCAGACCAGGCUCUUGUAACACAAAAUUAUAUGGAUACUUUUGUUGUUAGUGCAAUGAAUAAAAUUUCAUUCACUGCAGAAAAAUCAACAAGAAUACCACGUCCUAUUAUAUUUAUGCCAAAAAGAUCAUCAGAAAUUCGUGAUUUAUUUACAUCAAUAACCUAUAGAAAAGGUGCUGCGAUUGUUCGUAUGUUGGAGCAUAUAAUUUCAGAAGAGAUUUUUCAACAAGGCCUAACAAAUUAUCUCAAAAAACACCAAAUGGGGACAGUAGAAACUGAUGAUCUUUGGCAAGCACUUCAAGAAACUUACAAUGAAAAAAAUAACAACAAUAAUACACAUCUUGAUAUUAAAAAAAUUAUGGAUCCAUGGGUGAAUCAAACAGGCUAUCCAUUGUUAAACAUUACAAGAGAUUAUAAAACAAAUUUGAUAAAUAUUUCUCAAAAUGAUUAUUUAAAUUCAAAUUCAAAAAAUACAUGGACAAUUCCCAUAAACAUUGCAACGAGUUUAACGAAAAAUUUUAAUUCAACUGAACCAACAAUUUGGCUAAAUAAAUCAAAUGAUAGUUUUAAUAUUGAUGGAAUUAAUAAUACUGAUUGGAUUAUUUUAAACAUACAACAAACUGGAUUUUAUCGUGUUAAUUAUGACUUUGAAAAUUGGAAACGAAUUGCUGAAUAUUUAAACAGUGAUGAUUACCAUAAUAUUCAUGUUAUUAAUCGUGCACAAUUAUUAUGGGAUUUACAAUAUUUUUUUUUAAAUGACGAACGCUAUUUUGAUAUAUUAAUUGAUGUUUUAUUUUAUUUACAUCGUGAGACUAAUUAUUUACCAUGGAUACCAGCAAUCAAUGUUAUUGAAAAAUUUUCAACUGUAUUAAUAAACACACCGAUUUAUAAUGUUUUUGAAAAAUUUUCAUUAUAUAUUAUGGAUAAUAUUGUUAAUUAUAUUGGAUAUGAUAAUGAUCCAAAUGACGAACACUUGAUUGCACUAGCUAAAUAUUAUAUUUUACCAUGGGCUGCUGAUUUUGGACAUGUUGAAUGUCGAAAUGCAGCCAGAGAAAAACUCGCUGAAAAACUUCAAAAUUCAACAAUUGAUUUACAUCAUUCACAAAAAGAUUCAUGGAUUUAUUGUAAUGGGUUAAAAAAAAUGAACGAGACAGUAUGGGAAAAUUUUAUUGGUGGUUAUUUUGAAAACCCAUCAUUAGAACCACAUAUUAUUUAUAUUGGAUGUUUAAAUAAUCAUGGUUUUAUUAAAAAAUAUAUUGACUUAAUUAUUCAACAUAAAAAUGCAUCAGGUUAUACACUGAUUGAUGCUCUAUCAUCAGUGAUAUCAGGUGAUCAACAAAAUGUUGAUUUUAUUAUCGACUAUUUCAUUGAAAAUAUAGAAAAAAUACGUCAAUUUUACAAUGAAAGAAAGAAGCCUGGAAGUGUAAAGAUAAUAACUGAAAUGAUCAGUAGUAAAAUAAAAAAUAAUGAUCAACUUGAAAAGUUUAGUAAAUUCUUGGCACAACAGGAAGUUGAGGGAAAAAUGUCACGCACAAACGAAAUGAUAACUACAGCAAGAAAUGUGAUUGCACUUAGUGAAAAAAUAGCUUCAAAAUUUCGUAAUAAAAUAAAUGGAAAAGCUAUAUUUUCAAAUUUUAUUAACAAUAUGUAAAAUUAGAUUUAUAAAUACAAUUGAAAUAAAAAAUAUUAAAUUAAAUUAUAAAUGUAAUGAUAAAAAAAUAAAAAUUACAGUUUGUAAAAUUUUUAUUCAUGC